UACAGUGAUGACUAGAAUUCGGAUAUAUUGCUCAUAAUUAAUAUUUUUAGAGUCCAUAUAUGUGAAGUACUAAUGGAACGUCCUUACGCUAUAACAUAUUACACUGAAGUUUCAGCUUCGAACGUUUCUACUUCUGGUUCACAUGAAGCAACAAUUGUUUACAUCCGGGAUGUGCAGUUCUUUUGUUUACUCUUCUCCUGACCAAACGAUCUCUUUCAAAACCUUCUCAUCUGAUGUGACAAAUUACCACUGACUGAAGGCCAAUGCAAUCCCAAACAUCAAGUCAAUGAGGAGAGGAAAUCCAGGUCACGACGAACAACUGAAAAACAAAAGAAAAUGAGGUGUCCCACAGAUGUCACUGUAGAAGAUGUUCACCCUGAGAAGCCCGAUCCCCUCCACAUCAAACAGGAGGAGGAGUCUGAGAUGCCGCACAUCAAACAGGAGGCGGAGUCAGAAACUCUUUACAUUAAAGAAGAAGAACAGGAAGAUGAUAUCUCCAAGUUUCCAAAAACUGUCAGUUUGAAGAAGGAAGAAGAUGAAGGUCCGAGCGAAGCAGCGAAACUUUCGGGCGAGGGCUCAUUUCCACACCUGACAACAAAAAAAGGGGGAGGACUGCAACCGGACGGCCUCUUAGCUCCGCUUUCGGACAGCGACAACGUAACGUCACACUCUUCUGACACUGACACUGAUGUGGAGGAUGUUGACUUUAAUGAGAAUGCUUGGAAAUCCUUAAACAAGUCAUCAUUGAAAAGAGGGACAAAAGAAUGUGCGAGUGGGAAACCGUUUGGCUGCACACUUUGCGACAAAGGAUUUUCUCAAAAGAAUCAGUUAAAAAUACAUAUAAGAAUACACACUGGAGAAAAGCCUUUUGUCUGCACAUGUUGUGGUAAAAGAUUCACCGAGAAGGGAGGUUUAAAGAAACACUUCUGGACACACACUGUAGAAAAGCCUUUUGUCUGUACAUAUUGUGGUAAAACAUUCAACCAGAAGGGAUAUUUAAACACACACACACGCACACACACUGUAGAAAAGCCUUUUCCCUGCUCAGUUUGCGAGAAAGGAUUUUCUUCCAAGGCUGAUUUAGAAAAGCAUCAGCACACACACACUGGAGAAAAGCCUUUUGUCUGCACAUGUUGUGGUAAAAGAUUCACUGUGAAGAGAACUUUAAACAUACACACACGCACACACACUGGAGAAAAGCCUUUCGCCUGCACACAUUGUGGUAAAAGAUUCAUCUAUAAGGGAGCUUUAAACAUACACACGCGCACACACACUGUCGAAAAGCCUUUUCCCUGCUCGUUUUGUGAGAAAAGAUUUUCUUCCAAGGCUGAUUUAGAAAAGCAUCAGUGUACUCACACUGGAGAAAAGCCUUUUGUCUGCACAUGUUGUGGUAAAAGAUUCACCAUGAAGAAAUUUUUAAACAUACACACACGCACACACACUGGAGAAAAGCCUUUUGUCUGCACAUGUUGUGGUAAAAGAUUCACUGAGAAGGGAAAUUUAAUCAAACACACACGCACACACACUGGCGAUAAGCCUUUUGUCUGCACAUGUUGUGGUAAAAGAUUCACUGAGAAGGGAAAUUUAAUCAAACACACACGCACACACACUGGCGAUAAGCCUUUUGUCUGCACAUGUUGUGGUAAAAGAUUCGGCGCCAGGGGAAAUUUACAGAAACACAUGAUGACACACACUGUAGAAAAGCCUUUUGUCUGUACAUAUUGUGGUAAAAGAUUCACCCAGAAGGGACAUUUGAAAAAACAUACACACACACACACUGUCGAAAAGCCUUUUCCCUGCUCAUUUUGUGAGAAAAGAUUUUCUUCCAAGGCUUAUUUAGAAAAGCAUCAGUGUACUCACACUGGAGAAAAGCCUUUUGUCUGCACAUGUUGUGGUAAAAGAUUCACCGAGAAGAGAACUUUAAACAUACACACAUGCACACACACUGUAGAAAAGCCUUUUCCCUGUUCAGUUUGAGAGGAAAGAUUUUCUUUGAAGGCUGAUUUAGAAAAGCAUCAGGGUACACACACUGGAGAAAAGCCUUUUGUCUGUACAUGUUGUGGUAAAAGAUUCACUGGGAUGGGAAAUUUAAAGAGACGCAACAACACACACUGGAGAGAAACCGUUUACCUGCUGAAUUUGUAGUAACAUUUUUUGUAUAUUUUCUCACACCCUGUUCUGUCCCUUAAAGUGCGGAUGACACCAAAAAGCAUGUUUAUUUCAUAUUUCACGGGGUGUUUUAUGCUCCUGAAUGAAAUGGACCGCUUGGAUGUGUGUGGAAAUGAGUUACUUCCGGCUAUAGUCUCCAGUUGAGAAAGAGUGACGUGUACGGUAGAAGGAGUCCUCUUCACUAUCCAGCCGUACUGUUGUAUUAGAAGGACUAAGGAUUCAGCUGAUUUGGCGGAUUAAUUCGUUUAUUUUUUGCAUCACGCCAGCCAAACGGCUGCAGAAAAAUGUUACUACACGAGGGAGAGGUGUGUGAGCCAUUUUGGGGUUUCAAAAGGUUCCCAUUCACCGAAGGAUAUUGGCCAAAACAAGCCCUACUACUGUGGGACCAUUGGACUUCCGAGGAAGUGAGUAAACAUCGUGUUUGUAUUAUGUCAAGUACUAGGAUCAUUUUAUCACGGAGGUGGCUUGCAUUUUGUGGCUGACAUGCUACUUGUCCACUCGGCCGACAACUGGUGGCGGCAUGUCGCACAUCCCCCACGCCGGGAGAGCACGAUACUCGGCUUAUUGCCCUCUUCAUGUGCCCUGUGUUCUGUCAAAUUUUCCACCUGAUCAAUAAUUGCCAUUUUGGCUCUAAAAUAGCUGCGAAUACUUUUGGCUUAAAAAUAGCCGGGAAUGUUUUUUCACAUUUAGCGCCACACAGUGUUUAAAACGUGGUGCGAAAUUUUUAGAAACACUUUUUUUUUUGCACAUUUACAACAUUAUUUAGCAACUUAAAUAUUCAUUUUGAAAUAAGUUUUGUACCUGAAUGUUUAAAUCCAAAGCUAAAUAUUUAAUUUAAAUUUAUAUCCUAAAUGCUAAAUCUGGAAACAAUUGGAACUAAAUAUUUAGCUUAAUAUGCAAAUUCACAUGACUGGAGACCGGAAGUAACAAAAUAAAAGCUGGAGCACACAAAAUACUCUUGAAAUAGUUUCUCCUAAAUAUGUAUUUUACCUAUAUAUUAUUAUCACAAUGACUCAUGUCUAAGAGCAGACUGCCACCGUUGAGUAGGUUUUAUUCAUUUUCAAGCAACGUAAAAAGACAGUCUGAGCUGCACCACCAGCUUUUAUUUUGUCACUUCCGGUCUCCAGUCAUGUGAAUUUGCAUAUUAAGCUAAAUAUUUAGUUCCGACCGUUUCCUGAUUUAACAUUUGGGAUAUAGGAUAUAAAUUUAAGAUUUCAAUUAAAUAUUUCGUUCUGGGAGUUAAAGAAUCAGGUCCAAAACUUAUUUAAAAAUAAAUAAGUUGCCAAAUAAUUUUGUAAAUGUGCAAAAAAAAAAGUGACUCUAAAAAUUUCACACCAUUUUAAACACUGUGUGGCGCUAAAUGUGAGAAAAUGUUGUUGUCAUUUUCAGCAUGUGCUGCUUUACAAACGGUGCCCCACAGUAUUCCCGAAAGUGAACAAAAUACUCCAUCGACUUGUUUUGAAGCGACGGGUAUUUUGUUUGGAGAUUACAUUUAAGCUUGCUUGGCAUCAUGUCGCUGUUGGAUAGCCGCUCAUGUUGCGUUCAAGAACUGCUCUGAUUGCUAUCCAUCAGCCACCUUGCUGUCCUCGCCGAUGUGUUGGAAUAAAACGGGGAGAGGAUUGAUGGUCGUCACAUAUGGAUAAAAUGGAAAAAGACACUUUAGUGUGUAUCAGCACUUGACGAGUUUAAUGAAAUGAUGUCAAGUAGACGUGCUGGGAUCCACAUUGUCAGUGACUGCCAGCAAGCUGGGCGGAGAGCAAGAUGUCUUCCAGCGGAGGUCAGAUGCAGGGGCCCGUUCUCUAGCCUGGUUCUUCAAUAUUUUAGGCCUCAAGGGAGAGAAGAAGAGGAGAGGCAUCCGUUGUAUCACCAACGUGGCAGAGAGCACCUCAAGUCGCCUGUGGCUCAAAAGAGAAGAGCUGUGGUGUCAUGGUAGCGAGCCAUCCGGAUCCAGGCAGGGUUCUGAUCACCCCGGGUUGGGUCAACUGAGAAGAGUGUAUGAUGUUGAAAGACCCGAAACAUCUAAUGAUUCCAGGAAGCUCAUGUUCGGGUCUUUCAAGAUGUGUGACUGGCAAGGGGGUAUGUUUAGUCUCAACAUUGGUAGGGACGCUAUAGAUACAUAUACAGGUUUUGUUGGUGACGGUACAUUAAUUACACCAAACAGAUUGGGUGAAUGGGGGUCAGGGCUACAUUUCUCACAAAUAUGCUGAUGUGUUGCCUACGUAAAAAUGAAAAGAAAAAAAAAAAAAAAAUUAACUGUUUUUAUAUAGGAAAUUUACAGUGGUUAUGUUUUUCUUUGUUUUUUUGGGGGGGGGUUAAAGAAAUGUCUUCAUAGGCUGCAAAUAAGAUUAAUUUUAAAUGAAUGAUGGAGAAAAUAAUUUUAAUCAAUGAAUAAAUGCGCAGUUGAAUCAACUUUAACAGUAGAAAACACAUACAGUACAGGAGGACACUUAUUUCUAAGCUGCUUCCUACUUGAGUUUUGCAGGUUAGCAAGUUCACACAGUUUAAUGUUAUGCUAACUGUGAAGCAGGUCGGACUUUCAGUAGCAACAGUAGAAACACAGGUUCUCAUGUUUGGAGGAAAAAGAAUACUGAAUUGUACCAUGCCCACUGUGAAGCAUGGGGGUGGAAACAUCAUGCUUUGGGGCUGUUUUUCUGCAAAGGGACCAGGACGACAGAUCUGUGUAAAGGAAAAAAUGAAUGGGGCCAUGUAUCGAGAGAUUUUGAGUGAAAAUCUCCUUCCGUCAGCAAGGGCAUUGAAAAUGAGACGUGGCUGGGUCUUUCAGCAUGACAAUGAUCCGAAACACACAACCAGAGCAACAAAGGAGUGGCUUCGUAAGAAGCAUUUCAAGGUCCUGGAGUGGCCUAGCCAGUCUCCAGAUCUCCACCACAUAGAAAAUCUGUGGAGGGAGUUGAAAGUCCGUGGUGCCCAACGGCAGCCCCAAAUCAUCACUGCUCUAGAGGAGAGCUGCAUGGAGGAAUGGGCCAAAAUACCAACAACAGUGUGUGAAAAGCUUGUGAAGAGUUACAGAAAACGUUUGGCCUCCGUUAUUGCCAACAAAGGGUACAUAACAAAGUAUUGAGAUGAACUUUUGGUAUUGACCAAAUACUU
This is a messenger RNA of Corythoichthys intestinalis (scribbled pipefish), 5277 nucleotides long. Its product is annotated as gastrula zinc finger protein XlCGF57.1-like. NCBI's taxonomy places the organism in Eukaryota, Metazoa, Chordata, Actinopteri, Syngnathiformes, Syngnathidae. The record is from RefSeq and is a predicted model, not a curated record. The coding region runs from base 337 to 1977 and encodes 546 amino acids. The transcript is spliced from 3 exons.